This is a messenger RNA of Anopheles aquasalis, 1517 nucleotides long. RefSeq names its product mitochondrial translation elongation factor Tu 2 (gene mEFTu2). Gene Ontology annotation, cellular component: mitochondrion. The record is from RefSeq and is a predicted model, not a curated record. Gene Ontology annotation, molecular function: GTPase activity; GTP binding; translation elongation factor activity. NCBI's taxonomy places the organism in Eukaryota, Metazoa, Arthropoda, Insecta, Diptera, Culicidae. Gene Ontology annotation, biological process: mitochondrial translational elongation.
ACUCGGUGUAAACCACGAAGUCAGCGCUGUUCAGCAGCUCAGCAACUCAGUGCUGCCGGCGACCGAAAAAGGGUAAAGUGAUAUGGCCAGAAAACAAUGACGACACUUAUCGCUAGAGGAUUGUCGUGUUGCCGUGGCACGUUGCAGCGGUUCUCCCUACAAGGACCGGUGGCCCGAGUUGCAUCACAAGGAUUCAAAGGAUUCCCGCGAUUAGCUUCCCAGCACCCGCGAAGUCUCCUCAGUUCGACGGCGGCUGGAGCGAACAAAAAACCGGAACACUGCAACGUCGGAACGAUCGGCCAUGUGGAUCACGGUAAAACCACCCUCACGGCGGCGAUCACGAAGGUGCUAUCGAAGGACGGAGACACGAGCUACGUUUCCUACGACCAGAUCGAUCGAGCACCGGAGGAAAAGGCCCGAGGAAUAACGAUCAAUGCAGCGCACAUAGGCUACAAGACCGCAAAACGGCACUACGCGCACACGGACUGUCCGGGCCAUGCGGAUUAUGUAAAGAAUAUGAUCUCCGGAGCGUCCCAGAUGGAUGGCGCGAUACUGGUGGUAGCGGCCACCGAUGGCCAGAUGCCACAGACACGCGAACACCUGCUGCUGGCACGCCAGGUCGGCGUUAGCAAGAUCGUAGUAUUCAUCAAUAAGGCUGAUCAGGUCGACAACGAAGUACUGGAGCUGGUGGAGAUAGAGCUACGGGAACUGUUGACCGAUUUUGGGUUCGAUGGUUUAGAAAGCCCCAUCAUCAUCGGCUCUGCUCUGCUAGCGCUGCAAGGGGAUCAGUCGGAACUGGGCGAACCUUCGAUUCGUCGGUUGAUGGACGCGAUUGAUGCGUACAUUCCGACACCGACACGUGAUCUUACCUCACCGUUUCUGCUACCGAUCGAUAACGCGUUCACUGUGCCGGGCAGGGGAACGGUCGUGGUAGGCACACUUGCACGCGGUACUAUGAGAAAGAACGAUGAAGCCGAGUUGCUCGGGUUCGACGAAGAAAUCCGUACCACCGUCGGUGGGAUGCAGGUCUUCAAGAAGGAUGUCUCGGAGGCCAAGGCUGGCGAUAAUAUAGGAACGUUGUUACGUGGCGUCAAACUGCAGACGGUUCAGCGCGGUAUGCUGCUUUGUGCGGCGGGCAGUGAACGUGUUUCGAACCACUUCGAUGCCUCCAUGUAUCUGCUGGCCCGGAACGAGGGUGGCCGAUCGAAACCCCUUACCUCCAAGUACAUUCAGCAGCUAUUUAGCAAAACGUGGAACGUGCCCUGCCGGGUGGAUCUAGUCGGGCAAGACAUGCUGAUGCCCGGUGAUCACGGGGCCAUCAAGCUUACGCUACUUCGGAAGAUGGUCAUGUCGUCCGGCCAAUCGUUUACGGUGCGCGAGAACGGUAAAACCGUUGCCACGGGGCUAGUCACGAAGGUGCUGGAUCCGGUUAAUUUACCGCAGAAAAAACUAAUUAAGCUAGAGUUGGGAUCGUAGUUUGCUGUACUGAAAUGCAGAAGUUAACGUAAAGACCACGA